CUCAUUAGUCCUAUUUAGGACAAUUUCCGUUACUUAAAAGGGAAAUUGGCAAAGUUAGUGGGACAUCCAAAAAAGGAAAGUUGACAAAGUUUUAAGGGACGGAGGGAGUACUAGCUAAUUGACACCACAUUCUAUCCAUAUCCAUCUAUGGUUGAGCAGUCAUAUUUAUCUCAACGAAUUAUUCCUUUUAUACCACUGUAUACAAGCCCCAUUUUAUUUCUGCACAAAUAAUUUUCUUUUAGGGAGUAAGAUAUAAUAGUACUCCGUAAUUAUCUUUGCCAUAGACAAUUACCCAAAACAAAACAAAAAUCUUUGCCAUAGACCAUUUUUGUUUGUCACCUCUGAAUUAACUAUACAAGACAAAACCAGGUAUGAGUUUGGCAUGUACAGGAAGACCCGCGACUUGUUGGUCGAUUUGAAAUUUGGGAGAGCUGUUCAUCUGGAUGCAGUGAAGCUCGGGCGCAGUACAAUAAAAUCGUAGGGCCCUCAGAGUUCUUCCAGAUUCGAUUUUGUGAUAUGAAAGUUCUUCUACACCCUGAAAUUCCCAAGGUAUUCUUCUCUUUCAGACGGCCUCGCCCUCUCUUCUUUUCUAGUUUAAUCGGAAAGAACCCACCAUUUACUUCACUUUCAUCAUCUACAGAGCUUGCUUCUUUUGUUGACAACUGUUCGGACGCAGAUUCACUGAAGAAGCUACAUACUUGCAUCCUAACACGCGGCUUCGAACAAGACUCGGCUUUGGGCUCUAAGCUUCUCAAUAGCUACGCAAAGUUCAAUCUUUUACCCGAAUCGAAAUGGUUGUUUGGAAGAUUCACGGACAGCGAUCGAAUAUCCAUUUUUAUAUGGAAUCUGACUUUUGUUGGUUAUUUCAAGGCGUUUCACUACCACGAAGUCCUCAGGUUGUAUGUAGAGUUGAAGAGAAGGAACGUCCAUGUCUAUGGUUCAGCAGCAAUUUUUACCCUGAAGAGCUGCGCCAAGUUGGGUGAUUUCAAAUUCGGGAGAGCUGUUCACGUGGAUGCAGUGAAGCUCGGGUUGAAUACAAAUCAAAACGUUGGGUCGUUUCUGGCCAAAUUCUAUUCAGAUAGAGCUGCCAUUGGUGAUGCAGCUAAGGUGUUUGAUGAAAUAACUGCAAAAGAUGUAGUUGUUUAUACAGUGAUGAUUACAGGAUGUGCUCAAUUGGGUUUUCAGUAUGCCUAUGAGGCUUUUAGAAUUGCAUGUGAGAUGCAGAGGAAAAACCUUGAACCAAACCGGGUAACUCUGGUUAGCUUACUUCAAGCAGCAUCUUCUUUGGGAGCAGUGGAAGAGGGAAAUGCAAUCCAUGGGUAUGCUCUCAGAAGAGGGAUUGGUUGUUCAAAUGAUGUUUUCAUGACAACUCUAAUGGACAUGUAUAUAAAAUGUGAAGUCCCAGAAAAGGCCAUUGCUGUAUUUGCGAAUAUCAGUGAAAAGAGUAUUGGUUCUUGGAACGCUUUGGUCACUGCCCAUCUCAGGUUAGGGCAGCCUUUGGAGGCUUUGGAACUAUUUGCUGAACUAAUGACAGACAACACCCACAAACCUGAUCAGAUCACUAUAACAAGUGCACUAUCAAGCUGUGCUGAUCUUCAGUACUUGCUUGGGGGAAAGAGCAUACAUGCUUAUGUCAUCCGAUCUGGUAUUAACCUUGAUCUCGUAGCGAAUACAAUUCUUAUCGAUAUGUACUCAAAAUGCGACCAUUUGGUCCAUGCUGAAAUGGUAUUUGAUAGAGCAGAUCGCAUGGAUGUGGUCCUGUUCAAUGUGAUGAUAAGCAGUUACACUCAAAAUGGUCUUCCAAAACAAGCAUGGAACUUAUUCCAUGAAAUGCUACGCUUGGAUUUCAAGCCAAACAUAAGUACGAUCAUCUGUGUACUCUCUGCAAUAUCUGAUAUGAAAGAUGUCACCCAAGGAAGUGUCAUCCAUUGCUUCCUGAUCAAAUCAGGGCUUGAAUCUACCACCGACAUAGCUAACCAGCUCAUUGAGACGUAUUCAAGGUGUGGUCUAAUUAAACACACGAGUGAAGUGUUUGGGAGGAUAACAAAAAAGGACAUAGUAUCAUGGACUUCGGCUAUGAUGGGCCAUGUUAAUAAUGGCCAGGCAAAUGAAGCCUUGGUUUUGUUCCGUUCCAUGCAAAGAGAAAACAUAAAUCCAGAUUCGUUGACAUUCGUAGCUCUUCUUCAGGCGAUUACUCAGCUUGGAUUUUUAAGCUUUGCAAGAGAGGUACACGCCCGUGCCUGUCGGCAGAUAGAUGUGCAAGAGGGCAUUCUCAUCAUUAACACUCUGAUCAUGGCAUAUAGCAGAUGUGGAGAUUUAAAUUGUGCCGGGGUUCUUUUUGAUAGAAUGCCUGGACGAGAUUUAUCUUCAUGGAACACAAUGUUAUCUUCAUAUGGAGCACAUGGGGAUUGUGUCCGUGUACUUGAACUGUUCAACCAAAUGAGGAUGGAAAAAGUGGUGCCCGAUAACUACACGUUCACGUCUUUGUUAUCGGCCUGCAGCCAUUCAGGAGCAUUACCAGAGGGGCUAUCUGUUUUCAGGACAAUGAUGGAAGAUUACAGAUUGGUCCCUACGGAUGAGCACUUCGGGUGCAUGGUGGAUUUGCUAAGCCGAGGAGGGAUGCUGGAGGAAGCGGAUUACCUUCUGAAGUGUGAGGGGUUGAGAGAAAACGCUUCGGCAUUAGGGGCUUUCAUUGCUUCAUGCAUGGUUAAUGGAAAGGGAGAGAUGGGAGAAUGUGCAGGGAGACGGCUGUUGAGUAUGGAACCUGGGAAUGCGAGUGCUUAUAGUUUAGUGUCAAAUUUGUACGCUGGACAACAUAAAUGGGAAGAAGUAGCACAUAUGGGAGGCUUGGCUAGGGAAAAGGGGUUGAAAAGAGUUUCAGGACGUAGCAUAAUAGUGAAGAACAACGCACUUUAGGGGAGGGACACGAAUUUAUCGUCAAGAUCAACAGAUUUUUUCAACGUCUUUGAGUAUAUAUUUAUUUGUUGAUUCGUUUUUCAUUUAUUUUCCUUACAAUACAAUUUAAAUAGUGGUGUGUAAUCACUCCACCGGAGCUGAACAAAAAAAUCAAUAAACUCAGACUGACCCGACUAAACACAGAAAUUGAACUCAUUCAAAACUGAACUGAAUAAAACUGAAACUAGUAAAACCGACCCAAUAAAUGGUUUAGGUUUAUUGUUUACCAAUUGUCCAUUCUAACAAAAGGUUCAUUUAUUUUAAUUAUGUCCAAGUGUCCAACUAUCGACUGGUGGCCUUAUUUUAACACUCAAUAUGCUGAGUACGUAUACUGUGGUACCGGUGCAGUUUGAACACCAUGUUCCCAUGGCUAUAUGAAAUGCAACUCGUGUGAAUCCACAUGUAACUUCAAGUUUAUCAAGAUAUAAAUUAUACUCAUUCAAUUGAUUCAAAUGUAACUCAUUGAAAU
This is a messenger RNA of Cuscuta epithymum, 3424 nucleotides long. Lineage: Eukaryota; Viridiplantae; Streptophyta; Magnoliopsida; Solanales; Convolvulaceae. The record is from the annotation of a GenBank genome assembly.